UUCAAAGGAAGAACAGCUGCCAAGGCGAGAACUAGAGCAAACGGGGCAUUCAGAAUAAGCGCUAGAACGCAAGCACGAUCCUGGCAGAAAGCUUAUGCAUGGGUUGAACACGACUGUGACAAAAAGAACCGAAGACGAUGUGAUAUCAUGAGCUACAUUCCGAUACCUUCCAAGUUCAAGGACGAAAUCUACAAGCUCAACAUUUUCGAGCUUUCUGAGCACGUUUAUUAUAAUAGUUGUGAUGACACUGAUAAC
Messenger RNA from Ostertagia ostertagi, 255 nucleotides. Lineage: Eukaryota; Metazoa; Nematoda; Chromadorea; Rhabditida; Trichostrongylidae. The record is from the annotation of a GenBank genome assembly.